UUACAUUAUAUCAAUUGAAGUCACAUGACUACAUUGGAAUUUGAUAGGCCAAACAAAGUUAAUUUUUCCAUUCAAGUUGUAUUGUUCCUUAGACAUUUUUUUUCGACGAUGGAUUUGUUUGUUUGCUAUUGUAGAAAAGUCCCAAGCCUCACAAAAGAAAUUAUAGACUUUAUUCUCCAACACAAAUGACAAAUGCAUAUCAAAUGGUUAAAGAAAAGAAAAUGUCAGUUAGAAAAGCUUCAAAAAUUUUUCGGGUGCCCGAUACAACACUUAGGGACAGGGUUCUGCUAAAAGUUGACCCAGAAACUGCUGUUUUUGGUAAAACUCAAGUUCUAGACAACCUUGAAGAGGCCAAUCUAGUCAAUCAUUUUAAAACAAUGGCAUCCUUUGGUUAUGGGUAUACCAGACAGGAAUGCAUAAAUAUUGCAACAGAUUACGCAAUUUUUGUGGGUGAGAGGACCCCUGACAAGCCAUUUUCUAUGAAGUGGAUGAGAGGUUUUUUAAAGCGAUGGCCUGAACUUAAAGUUUUGAAGCCACGAGGGUUAGAGCACGUAAGAGCAAAGAUGGCUUCAAGUGAAACUGUGUCCAAAUACUUUGAAAAUCUUUGUAACACUCUCUCUAAACAUGAUCUGUAUGGAAAGCCUCAUCUCAUUUUCAAUGUUGACGAAAAGGGUAUUUCUGUUGACCACAAACCACCAGCCGUGGUCGGAGAUUCUGCUUACUGUCCCCAGUCAGUAACAUCAGGUCGUGGAAAGACCAUCACUAUUCUUGGUGGAGGCAGUGCAAGUGGUGUCUCUAUACCACCUUUUUUCGUCUUUCCUGGCAAACGGAUGAUGCCAGAGCUGUUGAGUGGAGCAUCCCCUGGGGCUAGUAGCACAGUAAGCGAAACUGGGUGGUCAAACAGUCUAAUCUUCCGACACUAUCUGGAACACCACUUCCUGAAGUUUGUUCCACGAGAUGAAGGACAGAUCUUACUCCUUUUGGAUGGACACAAGUCCCAUGUGUCAGUGGAACUGGUAGAGUGGGCAAGUCAGAAGGGGAUAAUCAUCUUUAUUCUUCCAGCCCAUACAAGCCAUGUCUUGCAGCCAAUGGAUGUUGCCUGCUACGGACCAUUUCAAAACAUUUAUAAUAAUCAGUGUCACAAGUUAAUAAGGGAAACAACAGCAACAAUUACCAGGUAUAACAUUUGUGAAGUCGCAUGCAAGGCAUAUACAAAGGCACUGUCUCCUGAAAACAUCCAGUCAGGGUUUCGUCGCACUGGCAUUUACCCCCUUUGCAAAGAUGCGGUUCCUUCGAGGUAUUUGGUACCAGCAGAAGUUUUCAAGGGCCUGGCCACUGAAAUUAGAAAUGAAAGCCAAGAGAAUGAAAGAGGAUUUGAGCAAAAAAAGGAAGAAAAUGUAGAAAAUUAUGUGGUAAAGUUACAACAGAAAGAGAACCAUCUGAAGGAAAAAAAGAGUGCUGGAGAAAUGAAAGUGAGGAAAACAAUGAGCAAGAUUGUUUCAGGGAGAGAAAUCUCAGAAAGCGUGUAUCAGCGAAUGAAAGAUCAUGCAAAUAGUCAAAGGAAACAAGAGAAAGACAUAGGGAGUAAGAAGCAUCAGAGGACAAGUUUAAAGAAAAAUGCACAUCUUGAUGACAUACCUGGCCCAUCAACAAUGAAUCUGACUGUCUCAAGGGAUCUCCGAAACAGUUCAGACUCUGACAGUGAUGUUGAGAUGGAUCCUUCUAAACUUUGCUGCAUUUGCAAGAAGUUCCAGCCAGAUGAGCUGAAGAGAUGCAUUUCCCUUGUAUUUGUGAAGUGGGCGCAAUGUGACAAGUGCAGUCAUUGGAUUCACUUGAUUUAUUGUUCUCCAAUACGUGUUGUGCGAAGGAAUGAUCAAUUCUUUUGCCCACAUUGUAAUGCAGAGUAA
Messenger RNA from Saccostrea echinata, 1907 nucleotides. RefSeq lists its product as uncharacterized. The record is from RefSeq and is a predicted model, not a curated record. Gene Ontology annotation, molecular function: DNA binding. NCBI's taxonomy places the organism in Eukaryota, Metazoa, Mollusca, Bivalvia, Ostreida, Ostreidae. The transcript has a single exon. Gene Ontology annotation, cellular component: nucleus. Bases 186 to 1907 code for a protein of 573 amino acids.